UGAGAGAACGCCAGAGGAAAUUCGACCGAUGGCGUCACUGACUGAUUUUAAUCUUUAAUCUUGGUCAGGGUCACAGUGAGUCCAGUUUCACCAGCUGGUGAAUAGCCAAGGCAGGAAUACCCUGGACAAAGUGCCAAUCCAUUGCAGUGCUCCUGUCAAGACAGGUAUACAUACCUGUGUAGACGCCCGGCCUGCUGAUAGCACUGCUGAGUUGUUCUUAGUCGUUAUAAGUGGUCUAAGGACCCACCUCGACCUUGAACAGGAUGAUGAAUGAAUGAAUGAAUGUUCCAGUACCAGAUGAAACUAUAACUAGUUGUACUGUGGGUUUGUGUAGUGACGUGUUUGAACGGAGAGACCUGAUUGGCUUAGGGAGCUGUCAAUCAUCAACCAGUGGGUGGGUCGCGUUCGGAAAAAUGGCUACCCUGUCUGUUAGCGAGCCUCAGGAGAUGGAAGUGGACCGGAGGGGAGAGUCUGAGGAAUCUGGUGAUGAUGAGGCCAAGAGGAAGAGCAUCAACGGAGAGGUGGAGGAUCAGGAGAAGGCCAACACAGCUCCAGAGGAGUUACCAGUCGACAUGGACACCAUCACACUCGACCCUAACGAAGAGGACGUGGAUCUGGUUCACUGUCGGAUCGGGAGGAUCGGGGGACUUGAAGUCCUGAAGAAAGCCAAGACUCUCUCACUGAGACAGAACCUGAUCAAGAAGCUGGAGAACCUGGAGAACCUGGUGUCGCUGAGGGAGCUGGACCUGUACGACAACCAGAUCCGCAAACUGGAGAACCUGCAGGCGCUGACCGAGCUCGAGACGCUGGACGUGUCCUUUAACCUCCUGAGGAAAAUCGAGGGUCUGGAGCGGCUGACCAAGCUGAAGAAGCUCUUCCUGCUACACAAUAAAAUACCAAACAUCUGCAACCUCGAGCACCUGAGCGGUCUUCAUAUGCUGGAGCUCGGGUCCAAUCGUAUCAGGAACAUCGAGAACCUGGACGCUCUCAGCGCUCUGGACAGUUUGUUCCUGGGUACCAAUAAGAUCACUCGACUACAGAACCUGGACGGGCUGCACAGUCUGACCGUCCUCAGUAUUCAGAGCAAUCGCAUCACCAAACUGGAGGGGCUGCAGAACAUGGUGAACCUGAAGGAGCUCUACCUGAGUCACAACGGCAUUGAGGUCAUCGAGGGCCUGGAGAACAACAAAAAGCUGACCACUCUAGACAUCGCGGCCAACAGAAUAAAGAAGAUCGAGAACAUCGGUCACCUCACGGAGCUGCAGGAGUUUUGGAUGAACGAUAAUCAGAUCGAGAACUGGGCCGACCUGGACCAGCUGAAGAACGCUAAAGCUCUAGAGACCGUCUAUUUGGAACGGAACCCGCUGCAGAAAGACCCCCAGUACAGACGCAAGAUCAUGCUGGCACUGCCCAGCGUCCGGCAGAUCGAUGCCACCUUCAUCCGCUUCUGACCUGCAUAAACACACACACACACACACACACACACACACACACACGCAGCUUUCCCCUUGUCAUUUAACACACGCUCUGAGAGGAGCUGGUUCAGAACUCAUGUGCCCUUUACACGCCCGCGUGCUUCUGUAUGAAGGUUUGCUUCAGAUUGUUAAAUAAUAACAGCAGCUCGUUAUCAGAUCAGAAACGUUCAGAGAGACUCUUAUUAUUAUUAUUAUUAUUAUUAUCAUUAUUUUCUGUCCUGUUGUCUGUAGAUUGUGAUUGAUUCAUUAGGUUUUAUUAUAAUUAUUUUGAUGCCAAUUAAGACUGACUAUCACUGACCGGUCAAAACCAGAGCCGGUUGGUACGAGCGUCAGCAGGGAAACUGGCAAUAAUUAAACUAAAAUACUAUUUUAAAAAAAAUAGUACGGUAGGAAAAGCGUUCUCGUUACUUCACUUUUGCAGAAAUGUUGUAUCUAAGCAGUAGGACGUUUUUAUGAGAGGACGAGCUCCAUCACAAGCUCAAAGGUCCUACAGCUUCCAUACAACAGUUCAGUUCGGGUCACACCAGACCAGAGCGGUGUGGUCUGGUUUCCUUCCAGUACUCUACUUUCCUCCCACCUUACAAUCCAUGCCAGUAGGUGUAUUAAAUGCUAUAAAUUA
Trichomycterus rosablanca is the source of this 2094-nucleotide messenger RNA. It is a transcript of the gene ppp1r7, whose product is annotated as protein phosphatase 1, regulatory (inhibitor) subunit 7. The coding region runs from base 279 to 1451 and encodes 390 amino acids. Lineage: Eukaryota; Metazoa; Chordata; Actinopteri; Siluriformes; Trichomycteridae. The record is from RefSeq and is a predicted model, not a curated record. The transcript has 10 exons. Gene Ontology annotation, molecular function: protein binding.